CGUUUGGAUCAGGAGACCGAUCGGCUCAACACCGAAGAGGGUAUCAUUGAAGUGGGUUUGGCGUCCACUUUCGGAAGCAUUCUUCUGCAGUCGUCGCCGCAGAUAUUCAGCGCCGCUUUAGACAAACUCUACGGUUUUGUUUCGAGCCAUAUAUUCGAGACAAAAGUUGCCGGAAAAUUCUCGGCCAUUUUGGUCCGUUCCUGCUCUAAGGCCAACGCCGAGCUAUCGUUGCAGAAGUUUUUGCCACACUUUUGCAAAUUAGUUUUAACGCUAACCGAGAGCGACGACAUCCUCAACGAGGAGUUCUUAGACCACGAACUGCUGUUCAGUUUGCAGAUCGUAUCGGAGCUGAUCCGCUGCGACGGCAAGCAUUUGGUGAAGUACUCGGAUCUGUUGCUGAAGGUGAUCGACCGGACGCUGCACCUGAAGUGCCGUAAGGGCUACCUGUUAUCGUCGGCCAUUCUGCGCCAUGUGCUCAAGUCGUUGACCCUGUUAUGUGCGCUCGACUUCCGCAGUGUCACCAAAUCGUGGGACAAGUACUCCAACUUUGAGACCGAUUUGCCCAUUAGAGACUGGGGCUGUACUGUAGACAUCCAUCAUCUGAACGUCGAUUGGCACGACGCCAGCGAACAGGAACUGGCGUUCGCGCAGCGACUACUCGACCGCUUCUUAGCCACGGAAUUGUCUGAUUUGCUGAAUUGGAUUAAAGGCGAGAAGAAGUUGAGUCGCGAAGAACUGCAGCGAAGUUUGCUAAUCAUCUGCGACUGCAUUACCGGCGCCGCCUCUGCCCUUCCCCUCUGGAGCGGCGAUAAUAUUGUUCUG
Oppiella nova is the source of this 822-nucleotide messenger RNA. NCBI's taxonomy places the organism in Eukaryota, Metazoa, Arthropoda, Arachnida, Sarcoptiformes, Oppiidae. The record is from the annotation of a GenBank genome assembly.